Penicillium samsonianum is the source of this 2013-nucleotide messenger RNA. RefSeq lists its product as uncharacterized. NCBI's taxonomy places the organism in Eukaryota, Fungi, Ascomycota, Eurotiomycetes, Eurotiales, Aspergillaceae. The record is from RefSeq and is a predicted model, not a curated record. The transcript is spliced from 3 exons. Bases 1 to 2013 code for a protein of 670 amino acids.
AUGGAUCCCCCCAAAAAGCAUCAUCAGCGAAAGCAUCGCCUUAAGCAGGGGCUCGGAGAGAUGAAGCAAGACCCCAAUGCUACACCGCAAGUGAUGCCCAAGACCACACAGGAGUUCGAGGAGCCUGGCAUCUCGGAAAACAUCAUUCAGCCUCGAGCUAGAGAUGCUCCAGUCAAAACGCCAGAUGAUGAUGAUGAACAAGCGAAAGAGUCGUUGAUCAAGGUUGAGAAACCUCACCUUGAUUUGGUAGCUGGUCUUGAAGACCAGAAGGCCGCUACUGGUGUCGAUCAAAAACCAUCGUCCGAGGAUACCGAUAUGCCCUUGGCCCCGAAAAUCGAUCCAACUGAGCCAUCGAUCAAGGUUGAGAAACCUGAUUCUGAUUUGGCAGCUGUUCAAGACCAGAAGGCAGCUACUGGUGUCAAACAAGAUCCAUCUUGCGAGGAUACUGAAAUGCCGUUGGCCCCUACAAUCGACCCAACUGAGUCAUCGAUCAAGGUUGAAAACCCUGAUUCUGAUUUGACAACUGGUCUUGACGACCAGAAGGCAGCUACUGGUAUCAAACAACAUCCAUCUUGUGAGGAUACUGAGAUGCCAUUGGCCCCCAAGGUCGAUCCAAUUGAGCCAUGUAUCAAGGUUGAAAAGCCUGACCCUGAUUUGGCAGCUAGCAUGAGCGAAUGGAAUUCCGCUGCUGGUGUCAAACAAGAGCCAUCUUGCGAGGAUACUGAGAUGCCAUUGGCGCCCAAAAUUGACCCAAAUGAGCCGACGGCCAGUUUUGACCAUUCUGACUCUAAGCGCAAUCUCACCCCCUUCGAUUCCAAAGAUAUUUUAGAAGAGCCACGUACUCCGAGCUCCCCUGAGUCUUCAGGCACAAAGCCACAAGGCCAGCUCUGCCUCCUCCCAUCUGAUCUGACAGGAGACCUGUUGCAAUUGAAGCAAGAGAUGAACAAUGCCUUGGAUGUGGGCGAAGCUACCGAAGAAAAGAAACGGUUCUACGAUGCAUACCAGAAUGUUUCCAGCAAAGUUCAUCGACCAUCCACCGGGCUCAGCGCAUCAUGCCCACAAUUGGACUUGAAGAAUGCAGAGAGAAAAGAGAGAAAGAGGCUGUACAUGCGAGAAUGGCGACGGAAGAACGCAGACAGAAUCAAAUCUCAAAAAAGAGAACACCAACGGAAGAACGCAGAUAGAAUCAAGGCGUACCGUCGAGAGUAUUAUCAGAAGAACGCAGACAGACUCAAGUCGAGAAGCCGAGAAUAUUAUCAGAAGAACGCAGACAGACUCAAUUCGAGAAGCCGAGAAUACGAACGGAAGAACAAAGACAGACUUAAGUUAUACCGACGAGAAUACCAACAGAAAAACGCAGACAGAGUGAAGGCGUACAAACGAGAAUACGAACGGAAGAACAAAGACAGACUCAAGUUAUACCGACGAGAAUACCAACAGAAAAACGCAGACAGAGUGAAGGCGUACAAACGAGAAUACAAACGGAAGAACAAAGACAGACUCAAGUUAUACCGACGAGAAUACCAACAGAAAAACGCAGACAGAGUGAAGGCGUACAAACGAGAAUACAAACGGAAGAACAAAGACAGACUCAAGUUAUACCGACGAGAAUACCAACAGAAAAACGCAGACAGAGUGAAGUCGAGAAGCCGAGAAUACCAGCGAGAAUACCAACGGAAAAACGCAGACAAAAUUAAGGCGACGAAACGAGAACACCAACGGAAGAACGCAGAUAUAAUCAACUCGCAAUCCCGAGCACGAGCACGGAGACGUAAAAUGAAAGAAAGUCUGCAAAUGCAGGAAUUCAAGGCCCAACUGAAGCAAGAUGAUCAGCCCAAGCAAGAGGUCCAGCCCAAGGAAGAGGCCCGGCUCAAGGAAGAGGUCCAGCUCAAGGAAGAGGUCCAGCUCAAGGAAGAGGUCCAGCUCAAGGAAGAGGUCCAGCUCAAGGAAGAGGUCCAGCUCAAGGAAGAGGCCCGGCCCAAGCAAGAGGUCCAGCUCAAGCAAGAGGCCUAA